Molecule: messenger RNA, 978 nt
Organism: Pelmatolapia mariae (spotted tilapia)
Lineage: Eukaryota; Metazoa; Chordata; Actinopteri; Cichliformes; Cichlidae
Product: claudin-4-like
Exons: 3
Coding region: 1-978 (325 amino acids)
Biological process (GO): bicellular tight junction assembly; cell adhesion
Cellular component (GO): plasma membrane; bicellular tight junction
Molecular function (GO): structural molecule activity
Source: RefSeq, a predicted model, not a curated record
AUGGCAACAGUUGGCAGACAGCUUCUGGGUUUGGUUUUAGCUAUUAUCGGUUUCUUGGGGAGCUUCAUCAUCUGUGCUCUCCCUACAUGGAUUUUCACUAGCUGGAAUACCGCAAAGGGUUUGUGGAAGUCCUGUGUGUUUGACUACUACCAGACAACACAAAUGCAGUGCAAAACUUAUGAUUCUCUGCACGAUUUACCAAUGGACUUUCAGGCUGCCAGAGUGCUCAUCGUCAUCGCCAUCAUUGUCGGGAUCUUUGGGAUCAUGGUUGGUGUUGUUGGGGGCAACUGUACCACCUUGAUGUCGAAUAAAAGGAAAAACAGUGAAGAGGCUAUAGCUUCUGGAAUUGUCUUCAUCACAGCAGGAUGCUUUGUGUUUAUGCCAGUCUGCAAGGUCACCAUCAACAUCACUAUGACCCGCAUGUUGUCAAACUCUGUGUCGAUGGGGGCCUCACUUUACAUCGGCUGGGCUGCUUCCGGGCUGCUAUUACUGGGAGGAGGCCUCCUCUGCUGCUCAUGUUACUGCAGGAAAAAGAUUGACCUUAAGGUUGAAUACCCCAAACCUUGCCUCUGUGUAAUACCGAUUAUGGAUUUGAUCAACUGGUCUCUUAAUGCAAUUGACACACUCUCUUCGACAAGAAGCCUGGGUUCGGAAGAGCCCAACUGUCCUACAGGGACGUUUCCUGUCGGAUACACAAUGGACGGGUGGAGGAAUUGGUAUGUUGUGUGCCUGGGAGGACUGUCGAUUGAGGACAUAGAAGAUUUAUACCUAUUAAGAGCCAUGAUAACAGGGUUCCUGCUGAUUGGAACUGGCUGGGCCCUGGCUUAUCGAAGAUUGAAGAAAGCGGUUACAGCUGUUCAAAACCCCACAAGGCUGGCUGCGUUAAUCGAAGCGAUGAGAAGGGCCAUGAGUACUCAGCCUGUGCUCAUUGAACGCAAUAUGGAUAAGAUCUUGGAGAAGCUCACAGCUCUUCAAUGA